Sesamum indicum (sesame) is the source of this 1167-nucleotide messenger RNA. It is a transcript of the gene NPQ4, whose product is annotated as Chlorophyll A-B binding family protein. The record is from RefSeq and is a predicted model, not a curated record. NCBI's taxonomy places the organism in Eukaryota, Viridiplantae, Streptophyta, Magnoliopsida, Lamiales, Pedaliaceae.
AGCACUAACCUUAACCCCUAACCAUUCUUCCUAUAAACAUUUCCAAUUAAUGCCAUACAUUUUUCCUCAAAUUAAUAACAAUAUUGUUCUUCCAUCACACGCACAGAUACAGCAGCAGCCAAACAUGGCUCAGACAAUGCUGCUCACUGCAAAUGUAUCCGGCCAUGUCAAAGGGGAGCAACUCCUGAUUCAUACACUCAAACCAAAGCCCUUUUCUCACUUUCUUUUGCCCCCAAGAACAAGAACCACAUCAUCAUCCCAUUUACCUUCAUCCACAACUGUUGCUCUUUUCAAGUCGAAAACAAAGGCCCCUCCUGCUAAGAAAGUUGUGGAGAAGCCAAAGGUGGAAGAUGGCAUCUUCGGGACAUCCGGAGGAAUUGGUUUUACCAAGCAGAAUGAGCUCUUUGUGGGUCGUGUUGCCAUGAUUGGUUUUGCGGCAUCCUUACUGGGAGAAGCUAUUACAGGGAAGGGAAUUCUAGCACAACUGAACUUAGAAACUGGAAUCCCAAUCUAUGAGGCUGAGCCCCUUCUUCUAUUCUUCAUCCUUUUCAACCUUCUUGGAGCCAUCGGAGCACUGGGAGACCGUGGCCGGUUCGUCGACGAGCCAACCGGACUCGAAAAGGCUGUUAUACCCCCUGGAAAGGGCUUCAGAGCUGCUUUGGGUCUUGGAGAUGGCCCUUUAUUCGGAUUCACAAAAGCAAACGAGCUGUUUGUUGGCCGAUUGGCCCAACUCGGGAUAGCAUUCUCAAUCAUCGGAGAGAUUGUCACUGGAAAAGGAGCUCUAGCUCAGCUGAAUAUCGAGACGGGAGUCCCCAUCAACGAGAUCGAACCCCUUCUGUUGUUCAACAUACUCUUCUUCUUCGUAGCUGCCAUUAACCCUGGAACUGGAAAGUUCGUGACCGAUGAGGAAGAAGAUUGAAUAAUGUAAAUGUAUGAGCAUUUUCCAUUUCUUAGUUAAGAAAAUAAAAGAGAAAUGCUUAAUUUCAUUCAUGGAGAUCUGAUCUUUGUUAGUUAGUAUGGAUGACAAGGUUUAGGUCAUGUUCUACAUUUUUCUAUGUGGCCAAAAGUGUGUUAGCCAUAUGCUAUGAGUGUGGUUGAGAAUUGUAGGAAUGUUUGUGAUGGUGACCUAUCCAGGGAAAUAUUAGUGUGGUGGGAUUUAAUUUCUAA